GGAAGUGCUUAAAUAAAGGUUUAUACAGCCAUACAGUUUAAAUAUAGCUGUCAGACUUGAUGACAUGUAAUGUUUCACUGUGCAAGUAUAUGAUGAGAGAUCUAUUCCCAUGGAGCUGGAAGGAUUUUUGCUUUUGCUUUUCUACUUUGAGGCAGUUGGUAUGAUAUGUAACCGUGGUAACAAGGUAUGUUUUUUGUUUUUUGUUUUUUUUUUACAACCAGGAGCAACAGAUAAGUAUCUCAAAAGCUCACAUAAAGUCUCUUUGGAAUAUAUAAAGUGUUUCUGAAUUAAAUUGUAGGUCUGUAUGUGCAGACCUACAAUCUGCUCUCUGGUGUUAAGUGUUUCUUAAGAAAAUAUGAGAUUGUGACAUUUUCAAAAACACUUGUUUUGCCACGCCCCUUUCUGUUUCUGUAGCCAACCAUGUGGCUCUUGCUCUUUCUCGCCAGGAUGAAUAUCAACAGGCGAAAAAGAGCAUCUAUUGCCCCUUUUCCCUCCUCCCCUCCUCCCCGGCUCCUCUCCUCUGCCCAGCAGCUGUUUCCAGCUUCUUUCACACUCAGCGCCGCGGAGAGCACAUCCGCGGCUCAGCUGAAGGAUGGGAGCAAUCACCAGUAACGCUCACAUUUAAUUUUCACCUUAUAUAACUGGUCGGGGUCAGGGUGAGGCGAUCGGCAGCGUCUGGCUCAUUUCUGCCGCUCAACCAGGAGGGAGGCCGGAGCAGAAGUUCAACCAGAGCAGAAGCCACUUUCCUUUUCAUCAUGUUCACCAAAGCGAAGUUAUGACUUUAUUCAACGAGUCCGAAGAGGCCACCUCUCCCCCCGCUCCCCUCUCCUCCCUUAGGAACAAUUUCUCAGCCUUUUUCACACCUGACGCCUCUUAUUCCCCUGCAUCCUAUCCCACCUCCUCCUCCUCUUCCUCCCUGCUGACAUCCUCCAACUGCACCGACUCUUCAACGUCUUCCUCACCACCGUACAACUUCUACGCUGUGCUGUUAGUCCUUCUAAUCUUUUGUGUGGUGUUUGGCAAUGUGCUGGUGUGUGUGGCUGUGUCUCGGGAGCGUGCCCUGCAGACCACCACCAACUACCUCAUUGUCUCCCUGGCCGUGUCCGAUCUGCUGCUGGCAACCCUCGUCAUGCCUUGGGGUGUUUACCUGGAGGUGGUUGGGGAGUGGCGCUUCAGUCUAAUCCACUGUGACAUCCUGCUCACUCUGGACGUCAUGAUGUGCACCGCCAGCAUCCUCAACCUGUGCGCCAUCAGCAUCGACAGAUACACAGCAGUAGCCAUGCCACUGCUCUACAACACCAGAUACAGCUCCAGGAGGCGGGUGGCUGUGAUGAUCACCGUGGUGUGGUUUCUCUCUUUUGCCAUCUCCUGCCCUUUGUUGUUUGGACUGAACAAUACAGCCAGCCGGGAAGGCACCACAUGCAGCUUCGCAGACCCGGCGUUCGUAGUCUACUCCUCCGUCGCAUCUUUCUAUGUGCCAUUUAUCGUAACACUGUUGGUGUACGCCCAGAUCUGCGUGGUGCUGCGUAAGCGUGGCAGACGCACUGCCCCACCGCGCAAACACGGCCUGCUGACACAAGGUGGUCCUGGAGCAGCAGAGAGUCGACAGCGGAAGAAUAAGUGCACACAACCAGAAGAUGUGAAACUGUGUACCCUGAUCCUUAGGCCUGCCACUGCAGGUCCUCAACGAAAGAAAGUGACCCUCGUGAAGGAGUCUGUGGUUCAUCCCCUCGAAGUGGAGCCGGGUCGGUUCCUACCACAGACGGAGCAGAAUCCACCGCCUCCCAACGCUCCACAGCCUUCCAAUCAUUCACUGCAGUCUAAGAUCUCACUCUCCAUCGCGGUAGGACCGGCCCCAGCUCUUCCCUCAACCGUGGCGCGAUCCGCUCUGACGCCCCGUCCCCCCACCCUCGAGGAUGGCAUGAGGGGCCGAGAGGGGUGGAGGGAGCGCAGCGGAGGCAGAGAGAAAUGGGGCACCACCAAGGAAAGGGUGAGAGGAAGGCUCUCACAGCAGAAGGAGCGGAAGGCAACACAGAUGCUGGCUAUUGUGCUGGGUGUGUUCAUCAUCUGCUGGCUGCCUUUCUUCCUGACCCAUGUGCUAAAGGCCCACUGCAGGAGCUGCUGCAUCUCACCUUCUCUGUACAGUGCCGUCACCUGGCUUGGAUAUCUCAAUAGUGCUGUAAACCCUGUCAUCUACACAACUUUCAACAUUGAAUUUCGCAAAGCCUUCAUCAAGAUCCUGCACUGCUAGCCAAGAUUAAAAAUGCAUCAGUUGUCAAAGUAAAUAAAUAAGAAAACACGUUGUGGGACUUGGGAAGAGAUUGCAAAGAUAAAAAUAUUCUGUGACAGUUUGAUUCUGAGAGGAACUGAGACUAUAAUCUGUGUGACUUGGAGUCAUAGUGAUAAAGAUUUUUUUGGAAGGAUUGAAAGGCCUCAGACAAUAUACUAAGCCACAGAGAGAAAACGAUGUCUAUGAAGCCAACGACGGCAGGCACCAAAUAUCCUUCAAAAGUAGUUUGUGACAAGUGGAAGACAGCAACGAGAAAAAUAACAAAGGUGGAGAUAUGUACAGUGAGACAAAUACUGUGCAAUGUGUCUAUUUUCUGUAAAGGGGAAUACGCUCAGACAGGUGAUCAUACUUCAUCAUUCUGACUCAGAUUCCACAUUUAUGGCUUUCAGUGCAACAGCACUGUUUCCUGAGUGCUCAAACCUUUGAUUUGUAUUUGACUGGUUCUGCUACAUUCACUUGUGAUCUCAACAAACCUUCUCUCAAUGUGUUUGCAUGUGCUGGCAUUUCUCACAUGACAGGAGCAAAUGAAAUGCACAAGAAAAAGGAAAUGAAAUCCUCCAAAUUUGGUUUUGUUUAAUUUUGUAUUGAUGAACCUAUACUUCCAUUUAAUAAAUAUGUGCUGUCAGUAACUGUUUUUAAUCCCAACCCUACUUCACUGCAUAAAUUGUGCCAUCUAUAAUUUCAAUAGAUUUUGUGUUGAACAUUGUGUAAAUAAAUAUUAUCAAUCAUUUGUCUCAUCUCUUUCAGCUUUGCUAUGGAGGAGAAAAAAACCCUUAGCCAAAAUGAACCAAGUUAUUCUUUGCUCCUUUUUCCUUCCAUAUGUACAUGGGAGGUUUCUGCACCUCCACCAUCACUUUCAACAUCACUGUGGAGGAGAAAACAUCCUCACUGCUUUCAUCAGCUUACCAGCUGCAUCAAGUGAUGUAAUUUUACACCAUUGUGGGUGUCCUUUUUAAAAAAAAAUCAUUUUAACUUUUAGUGAUUUGAAUGUCUCCACCUAUUUUGAUGAUGGCAGCUGAUGUGAAUCGUUCACACAAAAUCUGUGUAUGUGUGUUUUUUACUGAUCACUGUUAGCUGAUCAAACUGUGGCUCUGAAAUUGUGAAGUUGUUUCCAUAAGUCUUGCUGGAAUAAUUGUAAAAUUUUGCUUGACACCA
Messenger RNA from Poecilia latipinna (sailfin molly), 3445 nucleotides. It is a transcript of the gene drd2l, whose product is annotated as dopamine receptor D2 like. Bases 776 to 2251 code for a protein of 491 amino acids. Gene Ontology annotation, cellular component: presynaptic membrane; glutamatergic synapse; plasma membrane. The record is from RefSeq and is a predicted model, not a curated record. The transcript is spliced from 8 exons. Gene Ontology annotation, biological process: phospholipase C-activating dopamine receptor signaling pathway; regulation of potassium ion transport; adenylate cyclase-inhibiting dopamine receptor signaling pathway. Gene Ontology annotation, molecular function: dopamine neurotransmitter receptor activity, coupled via Gi/Go; G protein-coupled receptor activity. Lineage: Eukaryota; Metazoa; Chordata; Actinopteri; Cyprinodontiformes; Poeciliidae.